CAUCUCUUGGCCAGAACAAUUUGACUCAAAAUUCGCAAUAAAUAAACGCUACAAUUUGGGCCUCCAAUUUUCAGUCAAGCCCAUCAACAGGCCCUAGCCCAAUCAAAAAGGCCCAACCACUUCAACGGCGCGAACACUAGAUAAUUCGCGAAUGUAGCAGAAAUAUUGAGCAAAAUCAUGAAUUUAUGGAGAAAUCUUGCAUGAAAAAUUCCGCAAGAACAUUCAAGAAAACUGACGAAACACAACGAUUUCGCAAGACGCAUCCACACACUUCCGCUCUCGCUCUAUAUAUACACUCCCAUUCCUAACCCACUUCAAUCACACCGCAUUCUUCCCUUCCAUCAUUCAAAACUUACUUUUCUUCUAUAGUUUCUGUUUGCUUCACUCUUUAAUGGCGACCGGAACUCUGAGUUUCUCUCCGCUUUCAUCAAACAGCGUUGUUGCUACGACAAACAGAGCUGCCGUCGUUCCUUGCUCCGCAUUCUUCCCUUCGGCAUGUAAGCUAGCAAAAAGCAGGUCGUCGUCGUCUGUCAGAGCUCAGGCCACCGGAGAUAGCAAAGACUCCGCCGUCGACGUUCAUGUUACCAGCGGACAGCGCGGCGGUGAUGACCAGCGCACCGCCGUCGAACGCCGCCCGCGGCGCCUGGCUGCCGACGUAGUAUCUCCUUUUGGAUUGCUGGACAGAGUGUCGCCGAUGCGUUCGAUGCGUCAAAUGUUGGACACGAUGGACAGACUGUUCGGCGACGUGAUGACGUACCCCGGCACGGCGGCGGAAGCGCGAUGGCCUUGGGACAUGAGCGAGGAGGAGAAUGAGGUGAGGAUGAGAUUCGACAUGCCCGGAUUGUCCAAGGAAGAUGUGAGAGUGUGCGUGGAAGAUGACGUGCUGGUGAUCAAGGGAGACAGGAAAAGCGACGAUGGGUGGUCGAGCUACAGCUCCUACGCCACCAGGCUGAGGCUGCCGGAAAACUUCGACAAGGAAAAAGUGAAGGCGGAGAUGAAGAACGGAGUUCUCUGCAUCUCUGUGCCUAAGACUAAAGUCGAGAGGAAAGUAGUUGAUGUUGAGAUUACUGGUUGAUCAUUUUUGUCUGUAAAUUCAUGGCGUGUAAAUUAAAGAUCUGUCAAUAAAAAAGAUUUACAAA
Messenger RNA from Salvia miltiorrhiza (redroot sage), 1139 nucleotides. RefSeq names its product small heat shock protein, chloroplastic-like. Gene Ontology annotation, biological process: response to heat. The record is from RefSeq and is a predicted model, not a curated record. The transcript has 2 exons. Lineage: Eukaryota; Viridiplantae; Streptophyta; Magnoliopsida; Lamiales; Lamiaceae. Bases 392 to 1075 code for a protein of 227 amino acids.